Monopterus albus (swamp eel) is the source of this 1939-nucleotide messenger RNA. RefSeq names its product histone H4 transcription factor. The coding region runs from base 137 to 1672 and encodes 511 amino acids. Lineage: Eukaryota; Metazoa; Chordata; Actinopteri; Synbranchiformes; Synbranchidae. The record is from RefSeq and is a predicted model, not a curated record. Gene Ontology annotation, biological process: anatomical structure development; regulation of transcription by RNA polymerase II. The transcript is spliced from 10 exons. Gene Ontology annotation, molecular function: DNA-binding transcription factor activity, RNA polymerase II-specific; RNA polymerase II cis-regulatory region sequence-specific DNA binding.
UAAGAAUCAUUUCCGGUUUUGAGGCACGGGAGGGAAAUAAACAAAAUCAGACAGUUCAGAGGAGGGAAGGCGAGUUGUCCCGUUUUAGAGUACAGAGCUGGGUGGAGGUAUUGGGUGUGUGCAGCCUAGCCCUAUCAUGAUGACAACUAAGAGGCUAGACAAUUUUGAGGUGGUGUGUGAGUGGGCUUCAUGCAGCUUCAAAGGCCACACCAUGGAGGAGCUGAGCGAUCACAUGGCCCUGCAUUUAAAGGAUUACCUGGGAGACGGAGAUGCCCUGGAGGAGCUGGAUGAAUAUGCUUGUCUCUGGAAUGGAUGUGAAUUUUUGUCCAUGGGUAGCCCUGCGGAGCUGGAGGUCCAUGCUUACUUCCACAACUACCACGGUAAGCUCAAGUUUGUUGGCUCGCAACUGCUCAAGUCCCGCCCUGACCUGCCCAGCUGCAACCAGGGUUUACACAGCAACAACCUAGUUCCUGAGGGAUCGGACAGAUACACUUGCCAGUGGGAGCACUGUGACAGUACAUUUAACAAUCCUGAGUGGUUCUACCGGCAUGUGGACAAUCACGUUGAAAGUGCAGAGCCACAGUCUCUCUCACAGCAACAACAGGCCCUUUUCUGCCACUGGACAGGCUGCGAUGCCUUCUUCAAGAUCAGGUACCGCCUGAGAGAGCACAUGCGGAGCCACACUCAGGAGAGACUUGUAGCGUGUCCCACGUGCGGCAGCAUGUUCUCCAGCAACACAAAGCUGUUUGACCACCUCCACAGGCAGGCCGAGCCAGUGGAGUCACUGGUAUGCGAACACUGUGGCAAAGCUUUUUCCAGCGAGAGGCUUUUGAGGGAUCACGUUCGUCAGCAUGUGAAUCAGGUGAAGUGUCCAUUCUGUGAUAUGACCUGCACCACUUUGGCAGCUCUGAAGAUCCACAUCAGGUUCCGUCACUGCGAUGAGCGACCCUUCCCAUGUGACUUCUGUGAUAAAAGAUUUAAGAACCAGCGUGAUCUACAAAAGCACACAGAGGUUCACAAUGAGGGUACGGUGUAUCACUGUACUGUGGAGGGUUGUGAUUAUUCUUGUCACACAUUCCAAACCAUGAGCCACCACUUCAAGAGAGCGCAUGAGGUUGGGGGCAUGUCCAAAUAUAAAUGCCAUAUCUGUGAUAAGGUCUUCUCCUGGUGUUACACUCUCACACUUCACCUUCGCAAGAAGCAUGAGCUGAAAUGGCCGUCUGGACAUUCACGCUUUAGAUAUAAAAAGGAUGUAGACGGCUUCCUAAAAGUAAACAUGGUGCGGUUUGAGACUGUGGAAGUGACCAAAGAGAUCAUGAAGAACAUGGCCAAGAAGCGUUCGAGCCUUGGGAAAUGUCCGAAGAGCAGCAGCCGGAACAAGAGAGCUGCGGUCACACCAGAGAGUGGCUGGAGCUCCCCAACUGGUUCCUCCUCACCCUCCUCCAGCUCCUCCUCCUCAUAUGACUCCGAGUUCUCGGGAGGUGAGGAUGUGUUGUCUCAGCCGAGCCCUAGAAGCAGUGACUCUCCUGUGUACUGUGUGAUGAGCACCAUCCCCCACAUUGAAGACGAUCCUGAAGGGAUAAGUCAGGAGGACUGUGAGAGUAGUGGGACGUCUGGGGCCGUCCAGGCCCUGACAGAGGUCGCCAGGGGCCUGGGUAUGGACGUGGUUUGAUGGUUCACUUUGCACUGGGUCAAAUCACAGAUGUCCAGUGGAGCCUCUGGUUUAGCUGUUUUGCAAUUAAUCAGUUUGUGAAUUGUAGUACAUUUUGCCGUGGAGCUGUCAGUGGAGACGACUCUGCCACUGGUUCUUCUAGCAAAUGCUUUCACUUGGUUUGCAGCAUUUGUAGUGAUGUUACUUUGAGACAGUUUCUAUACACUGGCUUUUGGAGGACUACACUUUCAGUGUAGCAGCUCUAAUUAAAUAUUAUGCUUCAGCUCA